This is a messenger RNA of Neoarius graeffei (lesser salmon catfish), 6548 nucleotides long. It is a transcript of the gene arap2, whose product is annotated as ArfGAP with RhoGAP domain, ankyrin repeat and PH domain 2. The coding region runs from base 541 to 5505 and encodes 1654 amino acids. Gene Ontology annotation, biological process: signal transduction. Lineage: Eukaryota; Metazoa; Chordata; Actinopteri; Siluriformes; Ariidae. The record is from RefSeq and is a predicted model, not a curated record. Gene Ontology annotation, molecular function: GTPase activator activity; protein binding. The transcript has 35 exons.
CUCACACACACACGCUUUUGGUGGCUAAACUGAAAACGAAAUUGAAAAGAGACGGUUAUAGAUCUAUAUAAGAAAAGCAAACAAAACCCUGAAGUCAGUCUGAAACGGCUUCCAUCCGAGACGCUCCUUCAGCUCAACUGCUUAUGUGCUUUCAUUAAGAAGCUUCAUGCUGUGUUAUGGGAGCUGAGCAGGAGAAAGGCUUUCACACUGUUGCACUGAAUAACCACUGACCACUCAGUGAGUUACUGGUGAGUUUGAAGUGAAAUGUCUGGAAAGGCAGAUGAUCUGCUGAAUAGUUGGACUUUGCUCCAGGGCCGGUGUCUCUGAGUGGCUGGAAAGAACAAGAUGCCAGCCAUGUGAAACUAAAUGCCUGACUGUGUUCAACUUGCUUUUGCUGUGAUGUGUAAAUGACAAGCAAUUUCCUUAGUGUUGCUGCAAGAUGCUGUUGUCCUUAUUCCCGACGUUGUGUUUGCCUUCUGAAUACCACCACCUACUCAUGGCACCAACUCUUCAAGUCACUUUGCUAAUACGGUCACUGCCAUGACCAGUGAAGGUUCAGAUGGCUCCCGUUCCUCCUUGCCCCUGGACCCCGGGGAGGAGAUCUCUCUUUGGCUUUCCAGGCUUCACUUGCCUCAGUAUGCCGCCAGCUUUACUCAGGCAGGCUACCACACCCUGGCAGACUGCAGGGGGCUUACCGAGGAGAAACUCCUGCAAGUGGCUCACUUCCCCACUGGCCAUCGGCGGAGGAUCCUGCACAGCCUUGAGGUCCUCGUGGCAGAAGGUUGUGAUGAUGUGGAAGGUUCUGAGAUGGCAGAAGAGAAGAAAAAGCCUGUUCUCUUUCCCAGAACUAUCUUUCUUAAGGAAGGGAAGAGAGUAACCUCCUCUCAGAAUCCACAGACAAACAGCACUGAAGAAAACAACAGAUUGUCUGGAACCCAGAAUGUGGCUGCAAGAACUUGUAAAGAGAAACUGCUUGAACAUGACCCUGCUUUUAUCUCCACGGUCUCCCACACACUCCCACGUACCAACCACAAAGUGCCCCUUUCAGGUCCCAAAUCUGCCUCUUUGGCCAUCAGCAAUGAAUCACGGUCACCUUCCUCAUACUCUCUGCCCUCAGAUUGGGAGGAUUACUUGAAGAAAGCUACUCCUUCCAUUACACAGCCAAUGUCGGGUGUAAAAGACGACAUUUGCUCAGUAGGAUUCCGUGGAGUGAUGGUGGAUAAUGAUAUAUAUGAGAGCAGCACAUUUACAGCUUCUGGUCCAAGGUCCACACGCUCCUACAAGUUACGACACAGGCCUGUGCCAGAGAUCCCAGAACGCACCAUCAUACCGCUGCAUGACUGGAGCAUGUCUGCGAAAUCGAGCUUGGAGCAGCCCAGCGGCACACAUGAUCCCAGCGGCAACAGACAGAGUGACCCUCUUCAUGGGACGCUGACCUCUGAGGACAUCAGUCCCUACGGUGAGGUUUACCUCUACAACACCAUUGCAGAAACCAAACAAGUUGGUGAUGCAAAGGAAAUGUUAAAUCAAGAAACAAAAGAAGAACUGGAACAGAAAAAAAUGAGGAAGCAGCGGGCCGAGCAGCUAGAAGAGGUGACGGAGAGUACAAAUAGGCGCCUCAGUGGUGAUUACGCUUUGCUUCAGCCAUGCAUUCCCAGUCAGGAGCCAGCCAGCGAAUGUUCUUUAAGCACUGUGAAGUCCCUCCUACAGCCUGCACUGCCGUUGCCUGGAGCCAAGUCACAGGUGGAUUCAGGUGGUGUUUGUAGUGAGCCGCUGGAUGCUGUCUCUCUACUGGUGCAACACAGUCUUCCUCUCCCCAGUGAAUCUUCUAUUUCACCUUACGCCUGCUUCUAUGGAAGUCCUAAACAUUUGGUGAAAAUGGGCUGGCUGGACAAGCUCUCUCCUCAAGGAAACCGUGUCUUUCAGAAAAGAUGGGUCAAGUUUGAUGGAGAGAAUCUGACUUACUAUAACAAUGACAAGGAGAUGUAUUCUAAAGGACUGGUCUCUCUCCUAGCUGUUAAGCAGGUGCGCUCUGUGGGAGACAACAAGUUUGAGGUGGUCACCUCAAUGAGAACCUUCGUUUUUCGAGUCGAAAAAGAAGGAGAGCGUCAGGAAUGGCUGGCGGUGCUGCAGGCUGCUCUGAAGUCUCGCUCAUCCGUUUCCCACACGCCCUGUAAGCUCCGCUCCAGCAAGAGCGGCUACGUGGAGCUGCGCGGCCACAAAGGCAGAGUCUACCUCAGCCUCACGGGAACCAGUAUCCGAAUCUGCAAAACAGACCAGGACUUCAACACUGGCUUGGCCAUCACCGUGGUGGAUCUGAAGGCUGCCUUUGUCAAACACGUGGACCGUCGAGGCUUCGAGAUCAACACCCCUUUCAAAUCCUUCUGUUUCACAGCCGAGUCCGAGCAUGAGAGGGAAGAGUGGAUCGAGGCAGUGCAGGAAUCGAUUGUUGAAACUCUGUCCAAUUACGAGGUGGCCGAGAAGAUUUGGUUCAACCAGUCGAACAGGAGCUGUGCCGACUGCCGAGCUUCCCAUCCUGAGUGGGCCUCCAUUAACCUCGGGGUGGUCAUCUGUAAAAUGUGUGCAGGUCAACAUCGGUUCCUGGGCUCCGGUAUCUCCCAGGUGAGGAGUCUGAAGGUGGACAGCAGCAUUUGGACCAAUGAACUGGUGGAGCUCUUUUUGGAAGUUGGAAACGAGAACGCCAACAAAUUCUGGGCUGCCAAUCUUCCGCCGGAGGACGAGAUUCACAAGGGGGCGUUGCCAGAGCAGCGUGCAAUCUUUCACCGCAGGAAGUACAGAGAAAGGAAGUAUAGGAAAGUUCUGGAAGGAAUGAACAGCCAGGAGGAGCUCAACCAGGCUUUGUGUUCUGCAGUCCUCCAGUCUGACGUGUUGUUGACCAUGACGUUGGUGUUCAGUGGGGCAGAUGUGAUGUGUGCUACAGGAGAUCCUGACUACUCCACCCCUUAUCUGCUGGCUCAGAAAGGAGGCCAGAGGCUACAGAUGGAGUUUCUGUAUCACAACCAACUCUCAGAAUUUGCAAAGCUGGAGAUGGUAGGUGACAUCAGAUCUUCAGUAGAAAUUUCCUCUUUCAUGGAUGGGUUUCUUUACUGUUCGGUCAGCAUGCUGAAGAACACGCUGGAUAAAAAAGGGAGAGAUGAUAUGGUUCAACGCUGGUGCACGUUGGAAGGUGGCUACCUGAGUUACUACGAUGGUGAAAAGAGCGCCACGCUGAUUGGAAGAGUGGACAUCAGUGAGAUGGUGAGCCUAGCCAUCAACAACACGGAGACCAUGACGGGAGCAGGGGCAGUGUUCACCUUUGAGAUCUACCUGGAGUCUGAGAAAAUGCUCUUAUUUGGCACACAGACAUCAGACGCACAAAGAGCGUGGGUCCAUGCCAUCACCAAGUGUUUGGACCCUGAGAGGGCGGACUCUUUGCUGACGGAGGACUGUGAGCUGAUUGGUCGUUUGUACUAUAAGGAGGGUCAUGACCUCUAUCACUGGAGACAAGGAUGGUUCUCUUUAGUCGGCUCUGAACUGUUCCUUCAUCCUGAAGAUGAGCGCGCACACGAGGUGGUUCUACAACUCAGACGCCUGCAGGAACUUACCAUCUCCACUCAUUUGGAAGGAGAUGAGAGGAUUCAGGUUCUGCUCAUGGUUGAGAGUGGCAGGACGAUCUACAUUCAUGGCUUCACUAAACAGGACUUCACUUUAUGGCACUCUGCCAUCCAGUUAGCUGCAGACAGAGACGGGAAAGCACUAAGCAAUCAACAGCUGACCAAAAAUGACGUCCCGAUCAUCAUUGACAGCUGUAUUUCCUUCGUUAUGCAAUACGGUUUGUGUAAUCAGGGCAUCUAUCGAAAGAACGGUGACCCAAAGCGUGUGGCUCAGCUGCUGGACGAGUUCACCAGAGACGCACGAAAUGUUAAACUUCGAGUUCAGGAUCAUCAGUUAGAAGACGUCACGGAUGUACUCAAAGGCUUCCUGUCCAACUGCGAGGAUGCUUUAUUAGCCAAAGAGCUCUACCCUUACUGGAUUUCUGCCCUCGAUGAAGUGAGUGAGAAGGACAGGGUUGAGAAGUACUCCACGUAUAUUCAGAGUUUACCCAAGAUCAACAGAUCAACUCUGGCAGCGCUAUUGCAGCAUCUGUACAGGAUUCAGAGCUGCUCUCACAUAAACCUGAUGAAAACCCAGAGUCUGGCUUGUGUCUUCUCGCCCUACCUCUUCCAGACAGGAGGACAUGCCCCUAAAGAGACCAGAGUUGUGGAAGAUCUCAUCAACAACUACGUCCAGCUCUUUUCGAUCAACAAGGAGCAAGUCCGGCAAAUGGAGAAAGAGAACCGCUGUAUCACAAGGUGGAAGGACACUACAUUCUCUCCAGCAGGUGACCUGAUCUUUGAGGUUUACUUGGAAAAGAAAGAGCCCGAAAACUGCUGUUUAAUCAAGGUCUCUCCCACUAUGUGUGCUGAUGAGCUGACUGACACCACUCUGGAGAUGAAGGGUAUCCAGGCAAACCAGCAUGACAUCUGGACCACAUUUGAGGUCAUUGAGUCUGGAGAACUGGAACGCCCAUUACACUACAAAGAGAAGAUUCUGGAGCAGGUUUUAGAGUGGAGCACGCUAGAGGAUCCCAGCUCAGCUUUCCUGCUCAUUAAGAAAUUUCACGGAUCCAAGAUGUCCCAUUUCAGUUCGGAAGGGCAGAAGGAUUUCACGAAAGGAGAGCAGCUCAAGUUUAAAGACGGCUCCUGCAAACUGCUUUCUGGGAACAAGUUUCAAGACAAAUUCUUUGUAUUGCAGGACAGGAAGCUCCUGCUGUAUAAGGAUGCAAAAAGCACUAAACCAGAGAGAGAGGUUCCUGUGGAGACUGUGAAAUGCUACUUAGGGAUAAGAAAAAAGCUGAAGCCAACAAGCAAUUGGGGUUUCACGGUGUACACGCAAAAACAGCAAUGGUAUUUCUGCUGUGUGGGAAAAGAUUCACAGCUGGACUGGGUUACAGCCAUUAUCAGUUGUAAGAAUCAAGGAGACUCGUGGCCUACAUGCAAAGCAAAGAGAAAAUCCUCAGAUCAACAGAACAACCGAGAGCAUGCUUCUGCUCGCCAGAGUUCAGAGAUCGAAGCAGCCAAACGCAGCAAGGAGGACAAUAAGAUGGUGCCCCUGAAUGUCACUUCUGACAAGGCGAAGUCAAAGAACUUAAAUGAGGCUGAUAAUAUGAAUAGAAUGCCGAAGCUGGAGGGCUGUUUAACGCAGAAAAACCGGAAAGGAGAUUCAGUACUAAGCUCUGCUUCCAGUGGAGGAAAUUAUGCACCGUCUAGAAACAAAAUGGCCGUCGAAGGAUCCCUGCAGACUCUGUAUAAACCUGUUCCGCAUCCAGAUUCUGGUAACUACGCCAAAUCUCAGCAGAAAAAAGCAAUGAUUGGAUGCAACACAGGACAAAUGCCUCAGAGUCUCCUCAAUGAACUGAGCAGCGUUCUCACUCAAACAGGACGCACACCCAGAGAAGAAAGCUGAGAGCUUACAAACACAAAACAAGGCUCGAGUGAAGAGGCAGAAAGUCUUGCAAGUGGUAUUCCAGAGGGUGAGAGAACAUAUAGCUCUCAGGACGGCCUCAAAAAAAGCAAAACCAAGCUCUACACAAUGUAAAAUUUAUACAUUGUUCAGCCAUAGUGGUGCACACCAAAGCCUUUCUGGUAGACCUUCACUAACCUUAAAAAAAAAUCAUUUUAACUGCAGGCAUUCAACCAAUACUACUGUACUGCAGUGUCUUGAUUGCAAGAUGAGUGAGUGUAUGUAACGUAAAGGGCUCUGGUAUGGAUUUAGAGGUCAAACAUCAGUAGGAGUGUGUGGAUGUAUGUGCCUCCAAGUGUACAGACUUCUUUAUUCAACUUCGACCGGAGUCAAUCCAGCCUUCUAGCCAUGGACCUUGCUGCAAAGGACCAGAUAACAAAUGAUAUUUAGUAAAGUCCAUUAUCCAAAAGGGGGAAAAAAUUUUAGCAAAACCCACAGGUAAGGGCUUUUUUUUUUUUUUUCCAGACGAGUUCUAUAAGAAUUCAUGGCUAGUAUUUAAAUUCUGCUUGAUUCUUCUGUACUUAAUUUUACUGCUUAAAUUGAGGUCGAGCAGAGUUCAGGCCACACAAUCAUUUGACGUAAAAUCAUUGACCAGGUUCAAGUUUCGUGUAUAUAGAAUGCAUUUAGAACGAAUAUGGUCUUUUUUUUUUUUUUAUAAAAAAGUCCUUUCUAUUUCCUCCAGUGUUAAUGUUUCCUAAUCCAUCAACAGAAGCAUGCCCUUUAUUGCUGUAAUACCCCAGGAGUCCAAGUCGCACAGCGCCAUUAAAUAAUGAAUCUUUUUCUGAAAGGGUCCACAUGGGCUGCUGUUGUCCAGUUUCCUUUAAAUAUUUAACACCGUUUUAUUAUGCGUCAUGUAGCUGCUGCCUUGAUUUUGAUGCUCCUUUACAAGAUCCUCAGCGUGGCCUUGUGCCUUUUGUUAAAAUGUCGAAUGUAUUAAUGUAAAACAAUUUGUGACAUAUAAAUAAAUGAUGGUAAACUUUAGUUCA